AUGUCCUCUCUUCGCUCACGGAGCCCAGAGGCGCUGUACCAUGCUAUCCCUCAAGCACCGAUGGCCUCACAUCCAAUACUGCAAACGGAGCCUGACAUUGAAAUGGAGGACGAAGGCGACCCGGAUGGCGCACACGAGUCAACACAUCCUCAUUUUACACAUGUGGAUGCCCGGGUGCGCUGGAUCUUUUUCAUUCUGGGCUGCGCAGUGCUGCUACCUUGGAACGUAAUGAUAACUGCCACACCGUAUUUCAUGGCGAGACUAUCGACGUCACCAAUCAGGCUCACAUUCAGCUCGUAUCUUUCCACCUCGUUCACCGCAUCCAACUCGAUAUUCCUGGCUCAUGCUACAGCAACAUCCAAGAAGAAUGCCCCCUCGCGUCAAAUCAUUGUGUCGAUAUUGUGCCUGUCAGUCCUGACAUCGCUCCUCACAUUCAGCACAUUUGUGCAUACAACUUCCGGCUUUUUCUUUGCCUUUGUGUUGCUCAAUGGCAUCGCCCAAGCAGCCUUUGGUUCAUAUCUGCAAACUUCAUGUAUAGCGGUUGCGUCACUUUUCGGUCCCACUGCCGUGCAGCCUAUGAUGUCGGGACAAGCUGGCGUCGCUGUGGUGGUCAGCGGUGUGCAGGUAUUGAGCGCACUUGCCUCGGUCCGAGGAGACUCAGAGGCCAAAGUGUCAAGUAUUCCCACUGGUGGCCACGGGGAAGCGGAGGAACGAUCCGCAUUUGUGUUCUUUGGCUUGUCGACCUUGUUCCUUCUUGCGAGUGCCGGGGCUCAGGUUUGGUUAACGAAUAUGCCCGUUUACAAGACCGUUGCUGGCUCGCUAGAGGCGCGCGCCAAGACGGAUGCCGAUGAAAUAGACGGCGAGGAGGCGCAGGGUCUCGUAUCUCGCGGACGCCAAGACGCGUCAGAAGAGAAGGGGAAAAUAUUCAGAAUCGCAAAGGCAAAUAUGAUUUAUGAAGUGGCCGUUGCCUAUGUCUUCGUUGUUACUCUCGCUGUGUUCCCUCCCAUAACAACCUCCGUUGCACCAACAAAUCCGUCUAUGCAUCCUCUUCUUUUUAGCUCAAUCCACUUUUUCGUCUUUGGCGUUGGCGACUUCUGUGGACGAUACGUCUGCUCAUUCCCCCGACUACUGACCUGGUCCCCCAAACGACUUCUCGCGUUGUCUCUUGCCCGCACUCUGUUUGUGCCCCUGUUCCUCAUGUGCAACGUCCAGCGCCCCUCGUCGUCCGCUUAUACCCCAAUAAUAAAUUCGGACUUUAUCUUUAUGCUGAUAUUAUUCCUUUUCGCUCUUUCAAACGGCUAUGUGUCAAGUAUGUGCAUGAUGUCUGCGCCGUCCCUCGAGCACAACCAUAGAUUGAAGUCGAGGGCGGACAUAGAUGUUGCGGCUACGGUGGCGAAUUUCUGCCUGAUCUUGGGGCUUGCGGCCGGAAGUAUAAUGAGUUUCGCUGUGAGGGGAGCAGUCUGUCACUGUAAUCCAUUUACCUCGUAA
Messenger RNA from Desarmillaria tabescens, 1488 nucleotides. Its product is annotated as nucleoside transporter-domain-containing protein. NCBI's taxonomy places the organism in Eukaryota, Fungi, Basidiomycota, Agaricomycetes, Agaricales, Physalacriaceae. Gene Ontology annotation, biological process: nucleoside transmembrane transport. The coding region runs from base 1 to 1488 and encodes 495 amino acids. The record is from RefSeq and is a predicted model, not a curated record. Gene Ontology annotation, molecular function: nucleobase transmembrane transporter activity; nicotinamide riboside transmembrane transporter activity. The transcript is spliced from 4 exons. Gene Ontology annotation, cellular component: fungal-type vacuole membrane.